Mangifera indica (mango) is the source of this 2505-nucleotide messenger RNA. RefSeq names its product zinc finger CCCH domain-containing protein 55-like. Gene Ontology annotation, molecular function: RNA binding; metal ion binding. The record is from RefSeq and is a predicted model, not a curated record. The transcript has 9 exons. Bases 184 to 2160 code for a protein of 658 amino acids. NCBI's taxonomy places the organism in Eukaryota, Viridiplantae, Streptophyta, Magnoliopsida, Sapindales, Anacardiaceae.
AUUUAAUUAAAAAUCCCUUUGUUUUUUAAUUUUUUUUUUUUUGGAGUACAACAAAAAUCAAAUUAAAAGAAAACCCUCAGAGAACUCAACCGCACUGCCGCUCCUCCCUCUUUUCACCUCAACAUAACCAGAAGCCACCCAGCAAAGCAAAGAACUUGAAAAGGAAAAAAAAAAAGGACAAAUAUGGAUGAAUUUGAUGCAACAAGCAUUUUGUUCAACAAAAUCAGAAGCUUAGAGCCAGAAAACGCCUCAAAAAUCAUGGGCUUUAUCCUCAUUCAUGACUUUAAAGAAACAGAUUUGUUGCGUUUAGCCUUAGGCCCUGAAACCCUUCUGCAAUCUUUGAUUAUCAAAGCCAAAACUGAGUUGGGACUUUCGGCUAACACUUUAUCUGCACCCACGUCACCUUCACCUAGCCCCAUUGCUCUACUGGGCAACGCGGCAAACAACAAUGUGAACAACAACCCAUUUGGUAAACUAUCUCCUAGAGUUGCCAAUGGGUUGCGUGAGUUUGCAAAAAACUCAUCUUUAUCUGACCCAAAGUCAAGUCCUUUCCUUUCUUAUGAAAACAUACGUGCAGGGCCUUCUUUGUUGCCUCCACAUCUAAAAAAUGGUGGGGUUGUUGGUGAGAGUGGUAGUGACUUUGUAGAUGAGCUUCAGUUUAAUGAUUAUCUCUCAUUUUUGGAUGAGUCAUCAAAAAAUGAGGACUUUAUUGGUGGGAGAAGUCAACUGGGUUGUGAAGGGAAGUGGAGUGGGGAUGUGAGUAACGUAGAUACCCAUUUUCAUAGAAGAAGUUUCUCAGCUAGUGAUGCAUGCUUUAGUAGUGAGGAUUCAAAUUUCAAUGUUGGUUAUAAGCCUUGUCUUUACUUUUCUAGAGGCUUUUGCAAGAACGGUGACAAUUGCAAGUUUGGUCAUAGCCAUUUUGGUGAGAAUGAUGGAAAUGGUUUUCUGGUUGGUUCUCCUAGCAAAAUGGAGGGUAUUUAUCUGCAACCUGAAGAUAUGAUGAGAAUGAAAGCAGCUUUGCAGCAGCAGAGAUUGGCUGCUUCACAGUUUGCGGCCGGGGUUUCGCCACCAUCGCCUUAUGACUUUCUGAUGCGACAACAAAAUGAUACCCAGAGAGUGGCUGCCACAGCACUGCUGUUAGGUGAUGAACUUUACAAGUUUGGCCAGGGCCGAGCAGGAAGGAACGACUUUCUAGCAAUGGGAUUGGGAGAGAAAGGGAGCUCAGCAAAUAGACAGAUUUACUUGACAUUCCCAGCAGAUAGCACAUUUAAGGAUGAAGAUGUUUCUAAUUACUUCAGCACUUUUGGACUGGUGCAAGAUGUGAGGAUCCCAUACCAGCCAAAGCGAAUGUUUGGUUUUGUCACAUUUUUCUACGCAGAGACUGUAAGACGCAUUCUGGCCAGAGGGAAUCCUCAUUUUAUAUGUGAUUCACGUGUGCUAGUCAAGCCGUACAAGGAAAAAGGAAAAGUUACAGAGAAGCAACAGCAGUUUGACAGGGGGAGUUUGUCACCAUGUUCAACCCCUUCUGGUGAUUCCAGAGAUUCAUAUGACCCUCUUGGAGCAAAGGUGUUCUUCAAAACACAGGACAUGCUGUUGAGAAGAAAAUUUGAUGAACAACUUGAGUUGCAGCAAGCAAUUGAAUUCCAAAGGAAAAGGUUGUUGAAUCUACAAGUGCCAAAUUUGACAAAUCAGCCUAUUAACCAUCACCAGCAUAGUCUGUCCAUCGGCAAUCCUGUCACCUUACCUGCUUAUAACGAUAUCAACCAUAAUCUCAUUCUUCGAACUGGUGGUAUCAAUCAAGAAGUCUUGGAAGGUGGUAGCUCAAAUUCCAAUGUUCCAUCAACUGUUGCAGCUGGUACAGAGCUAUAUGCUCAGCUAGAAGUGGAUGAAGCUUGUCUUCAGAAGGAUGGUUCUGGCGAUAGGAAGGAGGAAAGCUCCAACCCAUUAGGGUGUGAUUUCCAUGAACGAGGUCAUAGUAGUAGCAUCGAGCUCACUCUCCCUGAUAACCUCUUCGCUUCAACGAAAAAGCCAGCCGAGGGUAGCACACCCAACUUAUCCCCUGCCAUUGCAGUCAAAAGCACUGGAAUCUCAGCCACACCAUCUUCUGAAAUUAAUAUAGAAACGCCCAAUACUUCCGUGACUGACAUGGCUUCACAUUGAUAUUUGUUUCUUUUUCAAAUGCCAAGGUUUUUAGGAUGGGCAUGAAGCUAUCAAAAUGUAGGUAAUAAAGAAAAAUAGAAAAACAUAUACAAAGAAGAAGAAUCCUCUAAAGAUGUAUAGCCUAAUUACCUGCACUGAAGAUCAGUAGAAGCAUCAAUACAAUACUACUAACAGCAAACGCAUAUUGGAUACAUAAACGGUAGAUGAACUGAUUCAUGAGAGUAGGGUUUUUUCCCUUUUCUACUUUCUAGUUAUGUAUUUCAUUACACAGACUACAAGCCUAAACUAGAAGGGGUUAAAAACUCUUAUUACACAGUUGUAAAUACAUAGUUUUCCCCCUUUUGC